Molecule: messenger RNA, 1365 nt
Organism: Melampsora larici-populina 98AG31
Lineage: Eukaryota; Fungi; Basidiomycota; Pucciniomycetes; Pucciniales; Melampsoraceae
Product: family 92 glycoside hydrolase
Exons: 13
Coding region: 1-1365 (454 amino acids)
Biological process (GO): glycoprotein catabolic process; protein deglycosylation; protein quality control for misfolded or incompletely synthesized proteins
Cellular component (GO): nucleus; cytosol
Molecular function (GO): peptide-N4-(N-acetyl-beta-glucosaminyl)asparagine amidase activity
Source: RefSeq, a predicted model, not a curated record
AUGCACCAUUUAUAUCUGGCUCAGAACCCAUUCAUCUGGACCAACAACCUUGGUGAUGUGUCACUGGGUGCUUCUAGCUAUCUGGCUCAUUCAACAGCUAGGAUCUAUGGUCUGAGUCCUUUGCACAAUUCUGGAACCAGAAGUUCAUUAGGCUCGUAUGGAAACUUUCAGCUAUUACCCACCCAAUGUCCACAUGGAUUCAACACUUGGGUCACAAAGUACAAGGACAGAUUUGGAAUGAACUCAAAGGGAAUUGUUCAAACCACUCUGGAUAUCCCUGUUACUUAUGUUCAGGGUGAUUACAAGUUGGGCGCACUCUUUUCAUACCCACCUGGUGUAAAUUCAAUCACCACCCAAGUUGGAGUCUUGUUUGUAUAUUCAAGCAUGUAUUGCUCUUUCAUGACUCCAAAUAACGCAACAGGUGAAACUCAGGAAAUUGCAGCUUUAGGUGCAAGAAAGAGUCAUAAUUCAUUGAAUCUGGUGUCUGCAGGUGUAUUUGCCAAUACAACAUUGCCAUAUUUUGACUCACUCUAUUGCUCAUGGGACACCACUCAAACUGUCUACCUGUGGAUGAAUCUUCACUUGCCAGUAGAAAAUGCCCAGAUAGCAGAAACUUGCAGUGAUGGAUCGUGGAAGAAUGGAAUCCUUCCUGGUUGGACUCAAGGAGGUAGUGAUGGUACCAAUAUUCUUGCAGACUUUGCCUUGAAGUACUCUUGGCAAGCUGCCAGUCUUGGGGUGGACCUUCAAGAGAUGUACACUGCACUUGUGAGUGAUGCAGAACAAACCCUGGCAAUACAAUACAAAUAUAUACCUUACACAGUCUUGGACGCCUUUAGUACUGGUCGCCAGACUUGUGAAGGUAGUAGAAACUUGGAGUACGCUUUCAGAAAUUUUGGAAUCAGUCAGGUUGCCCAGCUUCUCAAUCACCUCAAAGAUGCUCAUAAACAUGAGAAUCAGUCAUUAUGGUAUCAAAAUAUAUGGGAUCCUACAGUCACCAGUGAUGGUUUCAAAGGAUUCUUUCAGAAGUGUUUUGCAAACAGAUCAUAUGCUUAUACUGACCCCAAAGCUUGCUCACCUGAAGAUACUGAAAAAACCAGCAGUAUUUGGGAAUAUUCCUUCUAUGCACCAAACAAUACAGCAUAUUUGAUCAAACUUCAUGGAGGAAACGAGACCUUGGUGAACAGGUUGGAUCAUUUCUUUGAAAAAGGUCACUACCUUGCUGGCAACAAACCUAGCUUCCAAACUUUUGUUGGGUAUCACUAUGCUGGUAAACCAGCAGAUUCAGUUUCCCGAGUACAAUCAGUAGUUUGUGACAAUUUCAACACUGGGCCUGGGGGAUUCCUGGUAAUGAUGAUCAAGCUGUGA